Molecule: messenger RNA, 279 nt
Organism: Pyricularia pennisetigena
Lineage: Eukaryota; Fungi; Ascomycota; Sordariomycetes; Magnaporthales; Pyriculariaceae
Exons: 2
Coding region: 1-279 (92 amino acids)
Source: RefSeq, a predicted model, not a curated record
AUGCAGCUUUCCAAAAUCGCUUUGGCUCUCGCCUUUUACUCCGGCAUCGCCGCGCUUCCAACCAAAGCCAAAUGUGCGCCCGUCGGAAACCGUGAUCUCCAAAAAAGAUUCACUGGUAACACUCAAAUUGCGGUAAACCAUGGUUCUAAACUUCAAACCCGUGCAGAAGAGAAGCUACAUACAUGUGGUAAAUGCAAACAAUUCACCACCAACAGCGCCGCCGAGUAUUUUUCCCACUACAGUCAGUGCAAUGGGAAAUUGACCGACCCACACAUUUGA